Molecule: messenger RNA, 1290 nt
Organism: Eimeria tenella
Lineage: Eukaryota; Apicomplexa; Conoidasida; Eucoccidiorida; Eimeriidae
Exons: 1
Coding region: 1-1290 (429 amino acids)
Biological process (GO): regulation of transcription by RNA polymerase II
Cellular component (GO): nucleus; SWI/SNF complex
Molecular function (GO): transcription coregulator activity
Source: RefSeq, a predicted model, not a curated record
AUGGAAGCAGCAUCUCCGCAAGGAAGGCGGACGCUGCAGCGAAUAAUAUCCAAAAAGGAGUCGGUUUUCGCGAAGUUCUCGCUGCUGCUGCAGCAGGAGCGGCGGCUGCAGCAGCAGCAGCAGCAGCAGCAGCAGCAGCAGCCGGACACUGCUGCGGUCGUUGCUGCGGACGCGGAAGUUGCUGCUCUGGCCAAGGAAGUGUGGGCUGCUGCUGAGGGCUGUUUGGGGGAAGUGAAGGCAGCAGAGCUGCUGCUGAGUUCGCGGGAAGCAGCGCAGCAGCAGGCGGUGCAGCACCUGCAGCAGCGCGCAGCAGCAGCAGCAGAAAUGCUGCAGCAGGCGCACAAAGACCUCGAAACUGCUGCGCAGCGCAUGCAAAAAGAGUUCACGGGCCUCGUGCUGCUGCUGCCCGAAAGCGUCGAAAACAUCUCCGGAGAAAAGAUUGCAAUGCAAGUCCUGGGGGAACUCCAGGACUUGCAACUUUUCAUGGAAAAAGUUCUAGAAGUUACUUUUAAAGAGUCCCAAACUCUGAACAAAACUAAGUCUUUUCCCUUUGCAUGCAGACUCGCUCGCGCGGUCUUCCAGGGGGCAGCGCGGGGUGUCAAGACACUCGCGGGAGCUGCUUCUCUCAAGGGCAGAUUUGUUCUUUACCAUUUGGUGGAGUCCGACAUUGCCCAGAGUGCAGACGCGCUGGCCCACGCGCAGCAGCAGCAGCAGCUGCUGCAGCAGCAGCUGCAGCAGCUGCAGCAGCAGCUGCAGCAGCCGGGCGCGCGCGAGGGCGCCGCCGCGCCCGCGGACCCGCAGCAGCAGCGGCUGCUGCAGCAGCAGCAGUACCUGCAGCGGCUCCUGCAGCAGCUGGAGGAGCUGCUGCAGACCGCCAGGGAAGCACAAACUGCAGCAAGCAGUGCCACGAGGCUGCAGGAGUUCGCAGAAGCAGGAACCGUGAUGCACAGAGCAGCAGCAGACGCGCAGCUGCUGCUGCUGCAGCACAAGGUCCAGGAGGAACUCAGUGGGGAAGCAGCAGAAGACACCUCGCAGCAGCUGCAGCAGCAGCAAGAAGACGACAACAUGCUCAAACUCAGUGACAUUGAGCCCAUCAUAACUCCCGAGUUCGUGCAGGGAUUGGUCCGCAGGCAGCAGGAGAAGCUGCUGAGGGAGCAGCAGCAGCUGAGGGAGCAGCAGCAGCAGCAGCAGGAAGAUGGUGAUGUUGACUUGAGACUUGAAGAUGCCUUCUCCAGUGAAGAUGGUGAUGACGAAGAAGAAUCCGACGAAGAAAACAGAACCUCCAUAUAG